AAUGCAAAGCAAAAAGUCUGAUAAGAGCGAACCAUUUUUAACCUCACUUUGUGUUUACUACAAGCGUCAACAAUUUCUUAGAAUUUAUUGAUAAACUGUGCAUUUCUGUCGAAUUCAGUUGUGCAUAAGGUGCGUUAGUGAGUUUACAAAUUAAAUUAGGCCAAUUAUGGCAAAUAGGACCGUAAAAGAUGCCAAAUCAAUCCAUGGCACAAAUCCCCAGUAUCUGGUUGAAAAGAUCAUCAGAUCGCGAAUUUAUGACUCUAAAUACUGGAAGGAGGAAUGUUUUGCCCUCACUGCAGAGCUUUUAGUAGACAAGGCAAUGGAAUUACGAUUUGUGGGUGGUGUUUAUGGUGGCAAUAUAAAGCCAACACCAUUUUUAUGUUUGACACUAAAAAUGCUACAAAUUCAACCAGAGAAAGACAUUGUAGUUGAAUUCAUCAAAAACGAGGAGUUUAAAUACGUCAGAGCCCUCGGUGCUUUCUACAUGAGACUCACAGGGUCGUCCUUAGACUGUUACAAAUAUCUUGAGCCUUUGUACAACGACAACAGGAAGUUGCGGCGACAAAAUCGCCAAGCGCAGUUUGAAAUUGUACACAUGGACGAGUUUAUUGACGAAUUGUUACGAGAGGAACGAGUUUGUGAUGUUAUUUUGCCACGCAUUCAAAAACGCAUUGUUUUGGAAGAAAGCAACGAACUCGAAGCCAAGAUCUCGGCCCUUGAAGACGACUUGGACGAAGAGAUUGAACUUGAGGAAGAAAACAAGUACGAGUUGGUUGAAGAAAAGCCCAAAGAGAAGAAAGAAAGGGAGAGGAAGCGGGAACGCAGCAGAUCCAGAGAAAGGCAUCGCAGUCGGAGUAAGGAACGCCACAAGAAGGAGAAGGACAAGGAGAGGGACCGCGACCGGGAGAAGGAGCGCGAUAGGGAGAGAAGAGACAGGGAGAAGGAGCGCAAGGACCGGGAGAAAGACCGCGAAAAAGAGCGAGAUCGUAAGGAUAAAGACAGGAAACGGGAGCGAGACAGACACCACUGAUUUUUCAAUACAUCGUUUUAUACAAUCAAUAAUUAAAUACAUCAACAAGUUUA
Tribolium castaneum (red flour beetle) is the source of this 1083-nucleotide messenger RNA. RefSeq names its product pre-mRNA processing factor 38 (gene Prp38). NCBI's taxonomy places the organism in Eukaryota, Metazoa, Arthropoda, Insecta, Coleoptera, Tenebrionidae. The coding region runs from base 167 to 1030 and encodes 287 amino acids. The transcript is spliced from 2 exons. Gene Ontology annotation, cellular component: precatalytic spliceosome. The record is from RefSeq and is a predicted model, not a curated record.